Schistocerca americana (American grasshopper) is the source of this 533-nucleotide messenger RNA. RefSeq lists its product as uncharacterized. The coding region runs from base 49 to 378 and encodes 109 amino acids. The record is from RefSeq and is a predicted model, not a curated record. The transcript has 3 exons. NCBI's taxonomy places the organism in Eukaryota, Metazoa, Arthropoda, Insecta, Orthoptera, Acrididae.
CCGCUCUGCCCGCUGGUCAUUAUUAUCCUGUGAAGCACCGGCUGAGCAAUGCGCGCAUCCCGUGUCCUGGUGUCGGCGCUGGCGCUGAUGGCGGCGGCGAUCGGCGUGGUGGAGGCAGCGCAGGCCAUCAAGCCGCUGUCACCCAGUGCAGACCAUCCGGGGAAGUGCUACGACCCAGAGAAUCAGCUAGUGCUCGCCCCUGGUGAAAGCGCUCCCGCCAAAGGAGACUGCGUGCGCAUCUCGUGUGGGACUACCGACACUGGCUUCCAGCUGUUCUUCAGCUCAUGUGGUAGUAUAGGUGUUGCGGCUGGAUGUGUAUUGGACACACCGAAUCCCAACUUGCCAUACCCACAGUGCUGCCCACAGUUAAAAUGUUGAUGGCAGCAACUGAUAUCUCACAUUACUCCCACGGUGGACCUUACAGCCAUGUGUAUUCGUAGUAAAUAAUAGUUUUAGAAUACCAACAUUUCUUAUGUAACUUUUUUACUAUCUGUAGUGUACUAAAAAUUUAAAUAAAGCUGGAUUUUCAUUUC